Molecule: messenger RNA, 1886 nt
Organism: Triticum urartu
Lineage: Eukaryota; Viridiplantae; Streptophyta; Magnoliopsida; Poales; Poaceae
Product: protein RER1A-like
Biological process (GO): retrograde vesicle-mediated transport, Golgi to endoplasmic reticulum; protein retention in ER lumen
Cellular component (GO): Golgi membrane
Source: RefSeq, a predicted model, not a curated record
CCCCCCUACGCACCCACAGCCACCGCCCCCUCCCUCCCUCGCCCUCUCCUCCUUCCCUCCUCACGGCCACCUCCACCACGCCACAAACCCCGGCGAUGGCCUCGUGUUGAUCCCAUCCUCCCCCGGUCCCGUCCCCAGCCCCGCCCGGAUCCACCGUGCUUGUCCACAACUGCCGCCCCCACCCCGCCGUCGAUCUCGCCCACGGCGGCCGCCACCACCCCGCCGUCAUCCUCGCCCACGGCGGCCGCACCACCCCGCCGUUGACCUCUCCUUGAUCCGCAACCAAUCAAACCGCGACCAAUACCCCACCCCACCCUUCCUCCCUCUCACUCGCAUAGGUGCAGGCGCAGCGCACAACGCCCAAUCCAAGGCGGCGUCGUCCUCGUGCGAGCUUGCAGUGGCCAUGACGACGCAGGCGCUCGCGCCGCCGCCGCCGGAGCCGCACACGGCGGGGCGGUGGGCGGGCACGCUGCUGGCCGCCGCCGUCUACGCGCCGCGGGUCUACUACGUGCAAGGCUUCUACGUCGUCUCCUACGGCCUCAGCAUCUACCGCCUCAACCUCCUCAUCGGCUUCCUCUCUCCCAUGGUCGACCCGGAGCUCGAGGCGCUCGACCAGGCCGGCCCCGCGCUCCCCACCUGCGGCAACAACGAGUUCAAGCCCUUCAUCCGCCGCCUCCCCGAGUUCAAGUUCUGGUAUUUACCAGGGUGGUGCGUGGAAGGUGUGAGGAGGAGCCUGUGGCUGAGACUGCAUCAGCACAGAUGCUGCAACCCAUCACGGCGAGUUCCUCGGCCUCUGUUACGGACGAUGCAGCAGUAACUCAGGACACCAUUCAUGCCUCGCUGCCACUUCUACAUUUUCUUUCUCUGUUCUAGUUACUUAUGUGAUUUAUUCCUGGUACUUGUUGCUGCUGUAUUCUGAUUACUUGUUGGGACCGGUAUUGAGAAAUUUUGCUGGUUGCUUUGAGUACAUUUAACUUGGAGUUCUCCAGUACUCCUAGAUUUGCUACUCAAACAAAUUUUGAGUACCUGCACUGGAAAGGAUUGAAAUACUCCUGGUACUUGCAUAGGUUUAAAAAUGACUUGCGUAGGUUUAAAAAUACUCCUGGUACUUGUGAUGAAACCAACAAGCAACUUGCUAACCUCUUUCAGUGUUCAAUCAUCUUUUCAUUCUUAAUAGUAUCUCCUAUUAGGUGAUCUGAUUAGGAAGUUUAAGUACAAUGAUCUGGUAGGUAAUUGGGCUGCUUAAAUAUUUCCUCUGAUUAGUAAUUUAAUUUACCAAUAGGUACUGGCAGUAAAAGAAACUGACAUCCAAUCAGUCUCAGGGAUUGAAUGAUUUAGUUACCACAUUGUGUCAAUUAGUCUGCUCUUUGUUCCAACAUGAAUGAUAUAUAUUACUUAAUCAUGUGUAAUUUUCUUUCCUUUUGUUAUGUUGUAAGUGGAUGUAUAGUUUGCCAGUUUUUAUCUCUCUUUGAUGGGUUUUAACCAAAGCUCCUGAGUACUCGCUUGCUUUGUUUUUUUAAGCAACUACAAAUUGUAUGGGCAUUUGAAGUUGUGGCUUAUAAUUGAUCAAUAUUGUUCUGUAACGUGCAGAUGCUGAUCAGGACAAAGAAGUCGGAGGAAGCAUAGUUCUAACAUUGCUGUCAACUGUCAAGUUUUGCAUUAAUGAUGCCCUUUAUACUGCUCAUGUUUCUUCGUGAAGCAUAGUUCGUAUGUGUGUAUGAUGUAGCAGAACUUGUGAUUGUACACUUGUGGAGCAGAACUGGCUCAUGUGAUUGUACACUUGUGGAGCUUGUUAUAUGAUUUUAAACUUGAUGCUUAUCACAUUUGUAUGUGUGUUAUAUGAUGUAGCACUUUGAUGGUUGAUAAUAUUUGAAGUAUUUCGUGUG